Opisthocomus hoazin is the source of this 972-nucleotide messenger RNA. NCBI's taxonomy places the organism in Eukaryota, Metazoa, Chordata, Aves, Opisthocomiformes, Opisthocomidae. The record is from RefSeq and is a predicted model, not a curated record.
CCCCCUUCUAGUUCUCUUUUAAUAUGUUUGACCACCCCAUCCCUCGGGUUUUCCAGAACCGCUUCUCAACUCAGUACCGCUGCUUCUCGGUAUCCAUGCUUGCCGGACCUAAUGACAGGUCAGAUGUGGAGAAAGGCGGGAAGAUAAUUAUGCCACCAUCAGCUUUGGAUCAACUCAGCCGACUUAACAUUACAUACCCAAUGCUCUUUAAGUUGACCAAUAAAAAUUCAGACCGAAUGACGCACUGUGGAGUGCUUGAGUUUGUGGCCGAUGAGGGCAUAUGUUACCUUCCACACUGGAUGAUGCAGAACUUGCUGCUGGAAGAGGGAGGCCUGGUACAAGUGGAGAGUGUUAAUCUUCAAGUUGCUACUUACUCAAAAUUUCAGCCACAGAGUCCAGAUUUUCUUGACAUCACCAAUCCCAAAGCUGUAUUAGAAAAUGCAUUGAGAAACUUUGCUUGUCUGACUACUGGGGACGUUAUUGCCAUCAACUACAAUGAAAAGAUCUACGAACUUCGGGUGAUGGAGACCAAACCGGAUAAAGCUGUGUCCAUCAUAGAAUGCGAUAUGAAUGUGGAUUUUGAUGCUCCUUUGGGUUACAAAGAACCAGAAAGAAGUGCACAACAUGAAGAGACCACAGAUGUUGAAGCAGACCAUAGUGGAUAUGUGAGUGACACCGGAUUUCGUGCGUUCUCUGGUUCUGGAAACAGACUGGAUGGCAAGAAGAAAGGUGUUGAGCCUAGUCCGUCGCCAAUUAAACCAGGAGACAUUCGAAGAGGAAUACCCAACUAUGACUUCAAGAUCGGUAGAAUCACAUUCAUUAGAAACUCACGUCCACUAGUUAAGAAAGUCGAAGAGGAUGAGUCUGGAAGCCGGUUUAUUGCCUUUUCAGGAGAAGGCCAGUCCCUGCGCAAAAAGGGAAGAAAACCCUAAGUCGUGGUACCUUUAGUCAAUUAGGAGGACAAUAAAAUAA